Abrus precatorius (Indian licorice) is the source of this 1996-nucleotide messenger RNA. RefSeq names its product glutamate-rich WD repeat-containing protein 1. Lineage: Eukaryota; Viridiplantae; Streptophyta; Magnoliopsida; Fabales; Fabaceae. Gene Ontology annotation, molecular function: protein binding. Bases 123 to 1547 code for a protein of 474 amino acids. The record is from RefSeq and is a predicted model, not a curated record. The transcript has 13 exons.
AAACAAAACCCUAUGACAUCCCCUCCCACACCAACACAGUAACCCCUAAACCUUGUGCUGAACCCACCCAGCGUCUCCGCAUCGAACAACACAACAGUUUCUCAACUCUGAACUAAUCGAAGAUGACUCGCGGCAUUAAACAUCGUCAGAAAGCCAAGAGGAAGAACAAGGGGUCGAAGAAAGGUGAUGGGUCUUCAUCAUCUUCUUUGGCGCCGCAAGUUCCGGUGAAAGUGUGGCAACCGGGUGUGGACAAGUUGGAGGAAGGUGAAGAGCUUCAGUGUGAUCCUUCUGCUUACAACUCUCUUCAUGCAUUUCACAUUGGAUGGCCCUGUCUAAGUUUCGAUAUUUUACGUGACUCGCUGGGCUUAGUUCGCACAGAAUUUCCUCACACAGUAUAUUUCCUGGCAGGGACUCAGGCAGAGAAAGCUGCUUGGAAUUCUAUUGGAAUUUUUAAAGUAUCAAAGAUUUCUGGGAAGAGACGUGAGCUGGUGCCAAAAAAGGGGGCUGAAGACUCUGGAAUGGAUGGUGAGGAUAGUGAUAGUGAUGAUGAUAGUGAAGAUGAAGAAGAAGAUGGUGCUCAGGGUCCCAGUUUGCAGUUGCGGAAGGUUACUCACCAAGGAUGUGUCAAUCGUAUUCGCUCCAUGCCACAAAAUCCCCAUAUAUGUGCAGCUUGGGCAGAUACCGGUCAUGUACAGGUCUGGGACUUAAGCUCUCAUCUCAAUGCUCUAGCAGAGACAGAAACAGAUGUCCAAGGAGUUGCUGCAGUUUUUAAUCAGGACCCACUAUAUAAAUUUAAACACAAAGAUGAAGGUUAUUCAAUAGACUGGAGUCCUCUUGUUCCUGGAAGGCUUGUAUCUGGGGAUUGCAAUAAUAAUAUUUAUCUGUGGGAGCCUACAUCUGCUGCUACAUGGAAUGUUGACAAUACUCCAUUUAUUGGACAUACUGCUAGCGUUGAAGAUCUACAAUGGAGCCCUACUGAACCUCAUGUUUUUGCUUCUUGUUCUGUGGACGGGAGCAUUGCAAUAUGGGAUACUCGCUUGGGGAGGUCACCAGCUGCAUCUUUUAAGGCACAUAAUGCCGAUGUUAAUGUAAUGUCGUGGAACAGGUUGGCUAGUUGUAUGUUGGCCUCGGGGAGUGAUGAUGGGACUAUUUCUAUUCGUGAUCUCAGACUGCUCAAGGAAGGAGACUCUGUGGUAGCACAUUUUGAGUACCAUAAGCACCCAAUCACAUCCAUUGAGUGGAGUCCCCACGAAGCCUCUUCAUUGGCUGUUUCAUCAUCUGAUAAUCAGCUUACAAUAUGGGACCUUUCUUUAGAAAAGGAUGAGGAAGAAGAGGCUGAAUUUAAAGCUAAAACCAAAGAACAAGUAAAUGCUCCUGAAGAUCUGCCUCCCCAACUACUGUUUAUUCAUCAGGGACAGAAAGAUUUGAAAGAACUGCAUUGGCAUGCACAAAUUCCGGGAAUGAUUGUUUCUACUGCAGCAGAUGGAUUCAACAUUCUUAUGCCUUCAAAUAUUCAGAACACACUGCCAUCGGAUGGUGCUUUAUAAAUGGCAUCCGCUUUCAGUUAUGAAGCAAAGCAUUAUAAAUCGGAUAAGCUGCUUCUGGAUACAAUCAUGCUGAAUAUACUUGAAUGUUGAAGAAAAUUUCGUUUUGUAUUUUUCCAUUUUUAGUUAUCUUUUUGGUUCUUUUCGUUUUGUUCUUCGCCGGGAGUUCAAAUGUUGUGGAUUAUCCAUUUAGCUUGGCAUUCUUGAUACUUGAUUUGAGUGCAAAUUUCGAUAUGUAAACUAAAUUGAUGCAAGUCAUAGAGAUUGAAAGUAAAAGGGGAACAGGCUAGUUUGGCCCAAAAUUUAUUUAUAUACCCGUCUUAAUUUCAUUACGUUGGAAUUUUUUAGCAAAUCAAUGGGUAGGAUUUUUGUUUAGUACGAUAACGUGUUUACUUUUCAUUUGAUGUUAAAUUUUAUACAAUUCAUAUUAUAUUUUAUAAUCCAUAGUAGUU